Gasterosteus aculeatus aculeatus (three-spined stickleback) is the source of this 2343-nucleotide messenger RNA. Its product is annotated as sorting nexin-12. Gene Ontology annotation, cellular component: early endosome membrane; retromer complex. Gene Ontology annotation, biological process: late endosome to Golgi transport; endocytic recycling. The record is from RefSeq and is a predicted model, not a curated record. Lineage: Eukaryota; Metazoa; Chordata; Actinopteri; Perciformes; Gasterosteidae. Gene Ontology annotation, molecular function: phosphatidylinositol-3-phosphate binding.
GUUAGAGGGAGUGCAGAAAGCCUGCCGGUGAGUGAGGACUCGCUACGCGCUCUUCACAUUCAUGAGGGGAAGGGCGCAGGGCAGCUGGCCCACGCAGGAAGAGAGCGACACGAGCCGGCUAACGCCACUUCCCUAGCUGAACCGGGAUCAGCUAACGUGAUCAAUUGAUGUCUUCGGGUGAGACUUGAGACGUCGCCGAUCGUUCAGUUGGUUUGAUUCGCCGCCGGUCGUCCGAAAAAUUACAGCCCGACAAAAUGACAGACCCUUCGGUGGCCGACACCCGCCGGUUGAAUUCCAAGCCCCAGGACCUGACGGACGCGUACGGGCCCCCCAGCAACUACCUGGAAAUAGACGUUAGUGAUCCACAAACCGUUGGAGUCGGACGGAACCGUUACACAAAUUACGAAGUUCGAAUGCGGACAAACCUUCCCAUUUUCAAACUGAAGGAGUCCUGUGUGAGAAGAAGAUACAGCGACUUUGAGUGGUUAAAGAUUGAGCUGGAAAGAGACAGUAAGAUUGUAGUACCAUCUCUGCCGGGCAAGGCCCUGAAGAGACAGUUGCCAUUUCGUGGCGAUGGGGGUCUUUUUGACGAGUCCUUUGUUGAGGAGCGGCGGUCAGGCCUGGAGCAGUUCAUCAACAGAAUUGCAGGUCAUCCCUUGGCCCAGAACGAGCGCUGUCUUCACAUGUUCCUGCAAGAGGAAAGCAUUGACCGCCACUACAUUCCUGGAAAAGUAUGAAUGAAGUAAGUUUGCUUUGUUUGAUCCUGUCUCAAGAGCUUUCUGGAGGUUAAAGGUGGCUGCAUGGGCACUGUAAAGACUAAAGGCGAUAGUUCACUAAUACUAAAGUACAACAUCUUCAAUACCAUAACUAAACUAUCACAGAGAUCUGACUAUGAAUUGUCAUUCUGUGCUGCAAAGGUAAGAAUGUUCUGCAAGUCAGAUUUACAUUACACAUUGUCAAGCUUGAAUGAAAUGUAAAUCUCAUUUGCAGUUAAAGGGUUUUGAAUUGGUAUAGGGUAACUGUUUCUUCAUAACUGGCUUUCAGAAGUUUCUCGCUGCACCAGUGUAGGCCACUACUGUUGGUUUGAAAGAUGUUAACUAUUGUUUAUAAGUAGUAUACAUCACCAUUGACUAGAGCUCUUUGUAAAACAUUUGUCAAACUAAUGCUGAUUCAAUGUCAUUGUCAACCGCACUAAUCAUUGACUGCAUGGCAAAAUUUGCAUGCUUUCUUUAAAAUAUAUUUGUGUCACCUGCAAUUGUUUUUUUUAACAUGCCUGUGAUCACCAUCGUAUGUUUCGGUUUGUUGAUUGAGAUCUUUAUUUCCUUUUAUUCAGCUAUACCACAGACAUGGAUAAGUGUGCUAUUUCUUCUGUAUUGCUCUAACGUUGUGCCAUUACAUUAGUCGCUGCAUCAGUGGAUUCUGAGAUUCACAGCAAAGACCAAAUACAUAUAAGCUUGAACAUGUCUCUAUAUUAUUUCUCAUGUCUCUCUCUCUCUCUCACUCUCUCUGAUUGCAAAGAUAAUACAGACUGCUGCACCUGCCCCAUGUACAUUUAUCUCGACAUCAAGUUGUUAUAUAGCUGGUGGAAAUGUCCGAACUGAUAAGUAUCAAUUGUGUUGGAACUGCUGCUCCUGGGCAGAACUUAAGAGAUCCAAUGUAUAAAUCGUUUGAUGUUGUGUCUUCAUUUGGUCAUUUCACAUACAGUAUGUACAUUAUUUUUGAUUCAGCACUCAACGAAAAAGAAAACAUGUUUCCAUAUAACCUUUUUGUUGUUACACUUCAUGAUUGUUUUCUGAAUAUCUGUUUAUUUGCUUUGAUAAAGUCUAAAAUGAGGGUAAUUUCCUGCUUUGAUUAAAGUCUUCUUUUGCCAGCAGAGAUGCGAUUGUGAUAACUUCCCAAAGUCGAGCAACAUGUAGCAUUUUGAGAAAGACUGACGUUUUCGCUCCAGUCAAUAUUUCCCUGAGUUGUAUGCUCUACACCUGCUAUGGGAGAGGAUUUCAUUGUUUUAACUCUGCCGUUACGUCGUCAUGCGUACACUCUGGCUGUGUGUUGUCAAAUCAGCUAUUGGGAAUGUUAAGUUGCAGAAAUAACAAAAAAUAAGCACUGUGACGAGGUUCAUUAUGUGAACAAUAUUUGAUUAUUUAAAGGUGCAUUAGCACCUUUAUUGAUCUGAAAUAAGGCUUUAUUCUUUGUUUAGUUUUAUUUAGACUUUAAUCUGCACUUAUUUUUUUCUUUCUAUUCCUGUGAGGUGUAUUAAUACAUGCUAUCUUUGCAGUGCCACCAUUGGUGACAAGGAACUUCCUUGUUUAUUCUGUCCAAUUAAAUUCCCUGCUGCCUGCUGUU